Messenger RNA from Coccidioides immitis RS, 492 nucleotides. RefSeq lists its product as uncharacterized. The transcript has 2 exons. The record is from RefSeq and is a predicted model, not a curated record. The coding region runs from base 1 to 492 and encodes 163 amino acids. NCBI's taxonomy places the organism in Eukaryota, Fungi, Ascomycota, Eurotiomycetes, Onygenales, Onygenaceae.
AUGCAGCGCCCACGAAUGAUACAAGUUCGACAAAGACAAUUUUGGUAUAUCAACAGAACUCUUAAGAAGGUGCUCCGCUUGAAGGGGUAUAAGGCCAUAGAAUUGGAUAUAGACAACAGGCAUGGCCUGAUACCAUUCUUUGUCACCACCGCUCGCAUGGAAUACGUCAGCGCGCCCCUUGCGGCAGGCAACGGGAUACAAGACUUGAACUUCAUGUUAGGUCCCGUGGACCUCCGCCAUUCAAGCAAAUAUCCAAACCAUGACAAGUGUGAUCCAGAUUCAAAGUGGCUGAUAAUAUCGCGGCUGUCGAACAGGCGCUACGAAAGCGCUAAUGGAAGAAUCAAAAAGGGACACCUAGCGCGUUCCAGGCAUGGGUUUCUCGUAUACAUAAUUGACGUAGCCUGCCUGCAUGCUGUGCCGAUUUUCUUCACGGGCAUGGUCCCUUUGUUUCAACCACAGCCGUCGUCUCUGAGUGGGCACGACGAAUUGUAA